GUGAAAAUAGCCAGGCGGCUUCUUUGGUUGCAUAACACAAGCGGUAUUUCAAACAAACAAGAUGGCCUGUACAAAAACUAAGCGUAGAGCUCGCACUCGCACUCAGCGGUUCACUUCGAAUGUCUUUUCCAUGUUUAAUGAAGCUCAAAUAAGCGAAUUCAAGGAAGCGUUCUUAAUGAUUGACUCAACUAAAGAUGGUGUCAUUGAUAAGCACGACUUAGAAGAUAUUUUCAUCUCUUUGGGAAAAUCGCCAAACGACGAGUACUUAAACGAUAUGCUUUCACAAGCACCCGGUCAAAUAAAUUUCACAAUGUUUUUAACAUUAUUUGGUGAGAAAAUGAUGGGGUGUGAUCCGGAAGAAACGAUUUUAAAUGCUUUUGCUUGUUUUGAUCCUGAGGGGACAGGUAUGUGUAAUGAACUUAUAUGUAUCCCUUUGUUUCAUGUUUUUUGUCAUUACAUAAGAAAACUAUCACUUCAUUUCAGUGGGAUAAAAUAAUAAUAAAUAAAAUAAUAAAUCUUCUCUAUACAGUCCUCUUUAAUGCAUAGUGCAAAAAGUUGAAAUGGUUCAAACGCUCAGUCAGUCAGUCAGUAACAACGUAGAACUUCGUACGUACGUACAUCAGUUCGAGUUGCCACACCACCUUAACACAGAGAUGCAGUUGUCGAUUCAAAUCCCGUAGUGGUAGAGGUAGCAAGAGUGUAAGCAGUGAUCGGGAAGAUUAGGGUUUGGAGAUGUUAUUUAAGGAGUAUAAUUAAGUGAAAUAAAUUUGGAAAGAGGAAAAAAGGGACAUGAAGAAUUCAGAAGACUAGAAUUUGGGAGAACACAAAGAGUGGAUGCACCUGCGCCAUUGCAAACGAUUUUGAGCCAUGUCAUUCAGGGUCUCUAACCAUCGGUUGCUAUCAUCUCGCGGUCCCCAACCAGGUAGUCUAUACCUAUCAACAUGACUCAGACCACUUGUCAGUGACUUCAUGGACUUGUGCCAUGUUUUGGUCUGGCCGCCCCUAGCUUUCUUCCAAUCUACUCCUAUACCACUGAACAUCGCACGUCGAGGCAGUCGGUCGUUGGGCAUACGUAACACGUGUCUCAGCCAUCUCAACUGAUGAAGUUUCACUACUUCAUCAAUUGAUUUGCCAUCCUUACCUAGUAUCCGUUUCCUAACAACUGCAUUACUUACUCGAUGGUCCCAGGAUAUACGAGCAAUAUUUCGAAGACACCUAUGAUCAAAUACUAGUGAACUACUAAUAUCCUCUACUCUUACCAGCCAUGUUUCACUGCCGUAAAGUAGGACGGAACGAACUGCUGCGCAGUAAACCUGUUAUUUGGUUGAUAGACGGAUAUCUCGCCUACGCCAUAAAUGACGCAAGUUGGCAAAAGCUAGUCGAGCCUUCUGUAUCCGUGCUGAGAUUUCGUCACAUACCAGACCACAAGGGCUGAUGAGACUUCCAAGAUAAGUGAAGCGGUCGACACACUCAACUACUUCACUCCCUAUCACUAGUUCGGGUGUCGAUGUGACCCAAUCCUGAAGCAACAUUUUGCAUUUCGAGGGAGAGAAGCUCACAAGCGUAUAUGUUCUGUUCACAAUCAUAUAUAGGAUGUUUUGUGUCGGUUUGAAUUUACCAUGGUUAGAUGAUAAUGCUGUUAGUGAAAUAUAUACAUCUUACCUGUCUUCGUUUAUAUUCUGUCUAAUUAACACGUUUAAAAUGGCGGUAUAUCAGUCAGUCGGUAACAACGUAGAACUUCGCACUUACGUACAUCAGUUCGAGUUGCCAUACCACAUUAGCACAGAGAUGCAGUUGUCGAUCCAAAUCCCUUAGUGGUAGAGGUAGUAAGAGUAUAAGCAAUCUGAAAGGUUAGGGUUUGGAGAUGUUAUUUAAAGAGUAUAAUCCAGUGAAAUAAAUUGGGAAAAAAAAAGAGACAAGGAGGAAUCGGGAGAUUAGAGUUUGGGAGAACACAAAGAGUGUAUACACCUGCGUCAUUGCAAACGAUUCUGAGCCAUGUCAUUCAGGGUCUCGGUUGCUAUCAUCUCGCGGUCCCAAACCAGGUAGUCUACAUCUACCGACAUGACUCAGACCACUUGUCAGUGACUUCAUGGACUUGUGCAAUGUUUUGGUCUGGCGGUAUAUCAAAAGUCUUAAUACUUUUAUUUUGGAUCGGUAUAUUUCGUUUAAACGUUUUGCAUGUUAGCCGUAAGAGAUAGUGCAUAGAAAAGCUUUCCACUUUACUCAACUUUAGAAAAUGUCAUUGAAUAUCUGUAGAGACAUAUAAAUACAAGUUGAAAACAGAUAACGAAUAGAGCCAGCAGACACAUAAAAACGCCAAAGGUUAUAUGUGAAUAACUAAUAAGGGUGAAUGUGUAUAUAAUGACAUAAGAACCUUAGAUUAGUUCGUCUGUCCAAAUUUAGAAUAAGUCACAUUGUUACAAGUAAAACAGUGUGAAAGUAUUGUUGGAAUCUGGCCUGUCUCCAUGUAGGUGGGACAUAAAACCGACCACAAUAAAUCUCAUUUAUAACGAAAACUCAAGUUCUCUUCCAAAUUUAGACAUCAUCUUCAUGUGUUAUUUUGUCACACAUUGUUGAUUUUAACACUAUUCGUAAAAGUACUUACGUGUAACUGAUUAACUUACCUAUCACAAAUCUUCAGUCAACUUUCAAUGGGAUCCGUCUAAACAACUAAAGUGUUUGGUUCUUCUAUGUUAGCUUUUCAAAGUUUCGGUUAUUAGUCUAGAUAUACAGUUCAUUGGUUCAAAUUUCGUUUAUGUUUUAUUUUGAAUAACUAGUCUGUUGACUCAGUAACGGUUUUUCUUCCGUGCUCGUUUGUGAUAUAUUAGGAUCACUUGCUAUCAGGUAUAUUCUAAGAUUGUCCCAGUAAUGAACAAUGUUCAGGAACGUUGCUUAAAUGUUACAUAUCCUGACCUCUGAUAAUACAAUUGAAUCCCAUUAUCUGAUCCAUAGAACUAUAUGUUUGUUACUUAAGCUUUUCACAUGCGGAUAUCCUAUUUUUAUCAAUUCCUUGUAAUUUAUGCAAAAGAUAUUCAUUAUCCUUUUUAAUGAAAGCAAAUUAAUAGCAGGAAACUGAAAAUAAAUUAGUCUACGCGUGUUAAUUAUUUGAUUUUUUUUUACCUCACACAUGCUUUACAAAAUAAAACUACAAACCAUUCAUGCAGAGUAAAGGUAUGAUUAAGAAUUAUUCAGUGAUUUUAAUGAAAUAAAAAAAAUUAUCAGUCAGAUUGCAAAGGACGUGUGGCUCAUACUCAAGUACCGGUAAAUUAGUUGAUUUUGACAUCAUAUGCCACGAGCCAACUAACAGUAACUUGGGCAAACUCAAGUUCCAUGCUUGUCGAAAAUAAUAGUAAUGCUUUUUUCGACUAUCAUUACCACUUAAAUUAAAUGCUAGUUAUGUGUUUAUUCUAUUUAUUUAUAGGUGUAAUAAGUGAGAAACGUUUACGUGAAUUAAUGACUACAAUGGGGGAUAGAUGGUCUAAUGAGAAAGUUGAUGAAUUAUUCCAUGGUGCACCGAUUCAAGAUGGGAAUUUCGAUUAUAAAGAAUUUACACGAAUGAUUAUGCAUGGUCAAGAAGAAGAAGAAGGUCAAACAAACCAAACAUAAUUUUAUUAUCAACUGGUCUUUUAUAUAGCUGACAGCAAAUUGAAUUUUAUACUCAUCAUACUUUUUAACUUUUCAAAAUAUCUACACACGUAUACAUUCAUUUUUGCUAAUCUGUUGUAUUUCCUUUUUUUUACAUUCCAUUUCUACUCUACUCAUUGCUUGCUACUAUUUGUGCCUUAACGCAAAACACCAAGAAAUAUAUCUUUGAAUGCAUAAAAGCUUUUCUUUUAAAUGAAUUACAUAACCUUAGGUUAUUUUACAGAUUACCUAUUAAUGUGAACGCAAGUACUUUUGUCGCC
Messenger RNA from Schistosoma margrebowiei, 3905 nucleotides. The record is from the annotation of a GenBank genome assembly. NCBI's taxonomy places the organism in Eukaryota, Metazoa, Platyhelminthes, Trematoda, Strigeidida, Schistosomatidae.